This is a messenger RNA of Podarcis lilfordi (Lilford's wall lizard), 10126 nucleotides long. The record is from the annotation of a GenBank genome assembly. Lineage: Eukaryota; Metazoa; Chordata; Lepidosauria; Squamata; Lacertidae.
AUGUCUGAAAUUUUUUUGAGGAUCUGUGACAGGGGCCCUUGCCACAAGGCCACCCAGAAGCCAAAGACCCUGAUGGCUCGAGAAGGGGGCACCGCAGAAGCCAUGACCUCAGCCCCACUCCAGCCUCUGCUCCGUGAGAACAGCAUGCUUCUGCUGACACCUCCAACCCAAAAUUCAGCGAAAGUGGGACCUGAGAGAAUGACAAAAGUCCUGAAGGAACCUUCAGUGCUGAGUCGGAAAGAAUACCCACUGAAUAAGGAAACUGCUGCCUCCACUCGGAGGGGUCUGAACCUAGUAUGGAAGAGAGUGUGCUGUGGGGAUGAAUCAGAGAGGGGCCGAGUGAUACGUCCGGAAAAUAAUGCGAUGGGGAAAGCCAACCGUCCCUGGGGGACCAUCCCCAAAGGCUUUGGGGGUUGUGUCCCCCAACCUCCUUGUUCUUACGAUAAGCAACUGGCAAGAAUGUCUAAAAGCCUGGUGGCAAAGCCAGGGGGCCUACUUCAUGCACCCCAUAUGCAAGCCAAAGGAGACCAAGUGGGGGUGCCCACCAGGGGCCCCCCUGGCACAUUCAGGACAGGAGUUAUAGGGUCGAGAAGAAGCAAAAAGCCGCCUCGCCAGACCUCCUUCUUCAAAGGUAGGGCGGCCCAACACCAACCUGUCUGGAUCAUAGUUAGCAAUGACACAGGGAGCAAGUGCUUAUGAAACAGGUAGCUCUAGCAAUCAAGCCCAGCUGCGAAGCAGGCUUUAAAAUGCUACAAGUCAGAACGAAGGUAAACGAAACCUUUCUAGAGCAGUCAUCUUCAGUCCGUCCAGACCCAUGUUGGAUUUUCAACACAGGAACCUGGGACUUUUACAUUUUCACUGUUCACCGCAUAUCACACACUGAGGUGUUGGCAUACUGUCCGUCCUGUCCCCCCAUACAAGUGAACCAGUAUUUCAUGUAUUGUUGGUUAAACAUUUGAACCCUGUUCAUAGUUAUGUCCUCGCUUUGAUUUCCAGUGGUUUUCUCCUCAGUGAAGCUUGUGGUUGUGCAAGACAGCAAGUCAUCAUUCCUAUUUGUGAAUGCAUUUUGUUACCCCCCCAAAAAUCCUAUCAUUUCCUUUCUUUCUCUAUCACCUGCUGCUGCUGCCUUUUUCUUUCCCUGCCUUCCUGCACUUUUUGUCCCCCACUCUAUUUUGCCUUUGUGUUCCUCUCUCAUCUUCUGCCUUCUUUUUGCCUCCUCAGCCAUUCAUCUGCUGUCACUUCCAUGUGUGUCACCUGCUUUCACAAUCCUUUCUGUCACCAGCUGUCUGUCUACCUGUUGCCUCUUCCCUGCCGCCCCUUCUUCCGGCACAUUCUCUUUACCUUCUCAAACAUUUCCACUCUUUUUCUAACCUCCUGCUUCUUUUCACCUGCUGCUAUUGCCUUUCCGUCUCGCUUUCAUUUUCCCUUUUUGACUCUGCUUGCUUUCUUCCACCUUGUGCUGCCUUCCCUCACACUUUAAUUCACACCUCUCUGCUCCUGCUCCCUCCUGAUGUCAACUUGUCUGAAAUAAAAAAAGAAAGAAAACUGAACAGGAUUUCUGGGAAAGAUUCAUCGCUCUCAGAACCUAACAUUGGCAGCGACUGUUCCUUGUCGCACCUUUGAAGUUUGAAGAAAAUGCUCCGAUUCUCCCACACUGAAGUAGCGUAUAGCUGUAGGUUUUUUUUCAUUAAAAAGUCCCCUUCUUUUAGUUUUCCAUUUUACAAUUCUUUUUUUUUAAAAGCAACUAAAUAAAAGUUAUUUUCAUUCUAAAUAAACACUGAAAUAUUAAAGUUGAAAUUCUAUGCAUACUGACUUGAGAGUAAAGCCCCGCCCAUAGUUCAGCCUUGGGAAACUUGCUCCCAAAAAAGAAUACAAAAGAUCAGGCUGCAGAAUUGCCACAGUCCUACCAGGGCACAUGUUUACUGAGAAGUAAACGAAAAAAUGAGAAUCCCUCCCAUGUUGUUGUUUAGUCAUUUAGUCGUGUCCGACUCUUCGUGACCCCAUGGACCAGAGCACGCCGGUACUCCUGUCUUCCACUGCCUCCCGCAGUUUGGUCAGACUCAUGCUGGUAGCUUCGAGAACACUAUCCAACCAUCUUGUCCUCUGUCGUCCCCUUCUCCUUGUGCCCUCCAUCUUUCCCAGCAUCAGGGUCUUUUCCAGUGAGUCUUCUCUUCUCAUGAGGUGGCCAAAGUAUUGGAGUCUCAGCUUCAGGAUCUGUCCUUCCAGUGAGCACUCAGGGCUGAUUUCCUUAAGAAUGGAUAGGUUUGAUCUUCUUGCAAUCCAUGGGACUCUCAAGAGUCUCCUCCAGCACCAUAAUCCCUCCCAUGGUUGAAGCUAAAAAUCCCCUCUCCCCAUUAAACCUCAGGGAAUCCAGUGCCACAACUGCAGCAAUGGAAACCCUAUAUACCCUGCCCUUUAAGAAACCUACCAAACCUUAGGUAGGUUUGAGGGCCUACUUAGAAAUCAAAGUGAAUCUAUCUGCUCCAAAAAGCAGAUCAGGAGCAUUAGAAAGUAACUUGUCGGAUUUGAUUUCACAGGGACUGCCUUAGCUGUUGCACAUGGAAACAUGGAUGUCAAGAGGAGCAACCAUAAAUUUUCCAGGCCGCCGUCUCCCAAUCUGGUAAGGCACACUGAGCUUACUUAUUUCACAGCACCGUGAGCUCCCCUUUUUGUACCCAAGAGUGACACUACGCUGAGCACCCCAGGGCAUUGUAGGAAAUAAAGAUGGAUUAGCGCUGCCGCCAUUAUUCCCAGGCAGACCUGAAGAGGCCUGUCAAUGUAAUAGGACCUCCCAGAAGAUGGCACUUUGCCCAGAGUCCCCUCAAACAAGGAGCUGGCGCUGAAUAGGUUUAUUUUAAACAUUUAUUUGAUUUCUGGUUUUCCUCCAAGGAGCUCAGGAGGGCAUAUAUAUUGAUCUUCCUUCACUUUUAUUCUUGUAGCAACUCUUUCAGGUAGGACUGGCUGAGUGUAAGACUGGUAAUAUCGUCUUAAGUUUCAGUGGAUGAAAGUUUUCAGCAGAAGUGUAAAGGUUAACAGGAAAGACGCCUGCUUAAUCUCCCCUGAGGCUCCUCCUGCUCCUUCUGUUGAGCGGGUCCUGUUUGUUGUCUGCUUCUCAGCCCUGCCCUGCCUGGCACAGCUGACUUUUCCUUUUCCUUUUCAAAAAAGGAUUCUGUCAUCAUCAUGGGUAAUAUCUGCCGUGAGCAAUUAGGAAUUUGGAGAUAGUCCCUUACUGGACUGUACAGUUAUUUUGACGUGGCAGAGUCUGCUGUUUUUCCGCUAGUGGCAGAGUUUCCUGUCCCUGCUUGUUCCCAGCUGUUUGUUAAGUCCCGGGCAGCAGUCAGGAUCCUUCCUGCUUUAGCUGUAGUCAACUUUCCAGCCCUUUGCUCCUGAGGUUUUUUGCAAAGCUCCUACCCUGGUGACAAGGAGGAAGCGGCAGUCCUGGUGAUCAUGGCGAUGCACAGCAAGGUGCCAGAAUUUGAUGUGGUAAGUGAGCUGUGUUAGCAAGGGUGGGGGGCUGGAUCGUUAUUUUAAGGUAACAAAGUGUGGCGCAGAAGUGAUCUGUUGCUUUGGCUGAUUGUGGAGAGAACAGUGGUGUAGUUUGGUGAUUUUGGGUUCUGGACUUAAUGGUGCUUAGAGCAACCCCUUCCUCCCAUCUUUUUCCAAUGAUAAAGUUUAUGACCUUUGAAAUGUGGGAAGCCACCCCCGUGUUAUACAAAAAAAUGAGGGCUUGACUUUCGCAGCCCAACUCCCCAUCGAGAGAUCCAGUAUCCCUUAAGUACGAGAAGAAUGAGUAUAGGCAGGAAGCAGUUGAGGAAAUCAAGGAAAAUCUUUAUGUUCUGUUGUAAUGAGAGUCCCCCACCCACCUUGCAAGGGAGUGACGGACCCAGAACAAAGGUGUGUGACAACUUUUACAGACUUUAGAAAUUGCCCAUCCCCAUAGCCAAAGACCACUCAAGCAUCACGAACAUAAAUUUGAGAGCAUGACUUGUCUCCUGUGACUCAAGGUACCUGUCAAUACCUGUUAGCUGAUUCUCCUGGCCCAAUGAAUCCAUUGUCACAGAUCUUCCCUGAUUUAUACACAGAGGAUGCGCUUUUUUGACAGGUCUGCUCUGCUUUUAAUAGACACUUGCCAGACCGGUUCUGCCUGUGCUCUGGCUCUGGUUGUGGAUUCUGGUGUGUCCACUGAACACAUGCCCUCCUUCCUUCCCUGCGGGCCCAGCACAUCAUAGGAUCAUGGAGUUGGAAGGGGAACCCCAGGGUCAUCUACUCCAACCCCCUGCAAUGCAUCGUGCAGUGCGCAAGGGGGAGCCAGCCUAACCUUGCCUACGACCAGCCCAGGGACAUGGUGCAUGCAGGCGUUCCUUCGCUGGCCAGGAGGAGAAGGAGGCUCUGACCCAGCCCCAAAGGCCUGGCUUGCCUCCCCCCAGCUCUGGAAAGCGGCAGGAGCUCAGCCACUCAACAUUGAUGAGAGACCUUGUCGUGGGGGAACCUGGUUGCACACCUUCAGAAUUUUGCACCCUGGGCAGUCGCCCCUGUGGUCCUCUCCUAUGCUACACCACUGCUUGGGAGUAAAAUACUUUGACCCUGUCAUGAUGUUUGCAUUGGUGUGUGCCUGUCUCUGUGGCCUCUGACUAACCUGUGAAAGGUUAGUUUCUCUUUCCUUUUUGGGACCUUGCAGCCGAAGCUGUGCAGCGUAGCUCUUCAGGACUUAGUAGCCAAUGAUAGUCCUAGUAGAGUAGACCUAAAUUAGUUAUGUACAUUAAUUUCAGUGGGCCUGCUCUUAUUUAUGCAUUUAUAGCCCACUUUUUUCUGAGGAGCUCAAGACGACAUCCUCAUUUAAUCCCCGCAGCAACCCUGUGAGGUAGGUUAGCCUAAGAGAGGCAUUGACUGGCCCAGGGUCACCCAGUGAGCGUCAUGGCCAAGUGGGGAUUUGAAUCCUGGUCUCCCAGGUCCUAGUCGGACACUCUAACCACUGCUCCACUCUGGCUCUCAGUAGGACUAGAGUAGGACUCCUGAGUAAGGUUAGAAUUGGACACAAAUGAUGAUGGGAGUUGUAGUCAAAAACAUCUGGAAGGCAUCAGGUUAGCAGAGUGGACUAUGGUCACUACACAGGAGAUUAGCUUUAAUAGUGCAGGUAGCAUCCUUUGUGGACGAAAUUUGCUGAUGUUCCCUUACUGAGUAUAGGACUCUAGAAAGGAGCCUCUUACGGGAAAAGCACUUUCAGUUUUACUUUUUUACUCUGACUGAUAGCGACUUGCAUCCCUUCAGGAUUCAGGAGAAGCCCUGCCUGGGUUCUAAUAAAGUUUUCAGCCCUUUGUUUACUGAAUAUUUGUGGAAUUAGGACAAUAGCUGGGACUCUGUGUGUGGUUUCAAAGUGUUGUACCGAAGGAACCCAAAUUCUGAAUCUCAUGCAGCGCAGAAUGGGGUUGUAUCCAACAUACAGUACCCUCCAACAUUUCUCAGAUUAAAAUAGGGACGUCCCAUUCCAUAACGAUAAUUUUACUAUUUAUACCCCAUACAUCUUAUUGGGUUGCCCCAGCACUCUGGGCAGCUUCCAACAUAUAUAAAAACAUAAUAAAACAUUAAACAAACUUCCCUAUACAGGAUUACCUUCAGACAGCUCGGGGAUUGGAUAACUCCAUACCCUCCAACAUUUCUCCAAUCCAUUCUAACGAAAAGCGGGACAUUCUGUGGUCAAAUCAGAAAAUGGGAUGGCUUCUCUAAACGAGGGAUGUCUCUAGAAAAUAGGGACACUUGGAGGGUCUGUAUCCAUUAUUAGUUCUACGCAGAAUUGGAAUUAAUGGGCACAAUUUACUUAGCUCCAUUUAUUUCAAUGGGUCUGUUCUGAGUAGUUGGAAAGAGCCCAUGCAUUAAAUAUAUAUAUAUAUAUAUAUAUAUAUAUAUAUAUAUAUAUAUGCAUGCACCUUUGCUUAUUUACCACAGUUAUACUCUUCUUAGUUAUGGAACAAGCAGCUAUGCAGAGGCCCCCACUGAAUUUCUGACGAUAAGAGCUGUUUGAAAGCAGAACAGACUCCCUCAGAAGGUUGUGGACUCUCCUUCAUUGAAGGUUUUUAAGCAGAGGUUGGAUGGCCAUCUGUCAUGAAUGCUUUAGCUGAGAUUUCCGCAUUGCAGGGGGUUGGACUAGAUGACUGUUGGGGUCCCUUCCAGCUCUACAAUUCUAUGAAUUAAUGAAAGUCUUCUUAAGCCAACCUUGUGGCUUCUGAUAUUUCAGGACUCAUGUGCUUUCAAGUAUUUAGUGAAAUCAUAAGGGCUAGAAAGUUGCUCUUAAAAGAAAAGUGAAAGCCAGAAUUAAGAACAUAAUGUGUGUGUGUGUGUGUGUGUGUGUGCGCGUGCAUAACUUGUAUCAAGGUGUAACUGUCAGAAAGAUAGAUAGAUAGAUAGAUAGAUAGAUAGAUAGAUAGAUAGGUAAUUUGUUCCAUACAAACCGUAGACUGUUGCAAACAAAGCUGUACAAAUUUUCAAAUCAAAGAAGGCAGCUGUGCAGAAAGUUAGAAAACCCCCCCAAAACCUUAAAAAAAAAUCAGCAGGAAAUGAAUGACCUUGUAUCCAAUCUACAAUUGAUUGCAGAAGCAUGUAAAAAAUGUUGCCUGUAUCUAAGAUAAAUCUAGUGCAUUCCAAUAAUGCCCUCCUAUGGAUAGGCUAGGAAAUAAUCAAUGAUUUGAAAGGUUGAAAAAUAGCCUCCAGAAACUGAUGGAGCAACUUAACUGUGCUACAUUUAUUGAGCUUCCUCCAAAAUAAAUGGAACAUACUUUCCACUGCGCGCUCUCAAGCAGAAUUGGGAACUGAAAUAAAUAUUCUAUAUUUCUGUCCUCAGCCAUCAAUGCUUGCAUAUUAUUAUCAUUUUUUUAGAAAAGUACAAACCCUGCCAAAAGCCCUAACAAGAGUGCUCAGAGGUGCGCACAAUGCGAAGACGUUAGAAUAAUGCAGGCAUAAACACAAUACAGAUAAAAGCAGCUUUUUUAAAAAAACAACAACAACACACACACCAAAGAAUUGCUUACAAUGGGAUGAUAGAAUUAGAAUGGUAGCAGAAACAAUGGGAUUCCAGCUGGCCUCCAUCAGACCCAGAAACAGUCUGUGCCCUCUUUCAUAGGGCUGCGUUUGUGACUGCUCUGGAAUGCCCCUGCGAUGCUCUGAGCUUUCCCAUGACUCGCUGGCUCUGACUUUUGCUUUGUUUGUGGGCUCUGUGUGCCUUUUCUUUCAAACUUCCCUAGCAGGGGCGUUGCUAGGCAUUUGAACGAUUUGGAGCACGGGAGCCCAUAGGAACAAGUUUGCCUAAGGUGUGCAUUUGCAGGUAAUACCUAGAGCAGCAGUGGCUGGUGUCCAUGGAGAACAGUAAAGCAGUAGGCAAAGAGGCUAGCAGGAAAUGUGGCUGGGGACAGCUGGAGCCAGAACCAGGGUUGGGUGAUACAGUCAUACCUCAUGUUAUGUUUGCUUCGUGUUACGUUUUUUCAGGUUACAUCCUGCGGUGACCCGGAAGUACCGGAAAGGGUUACUUCCUGUGUCGCUGCUCGCACAUGCACAUAAGUGCCAAGUUACAGUGCUUCAGGAUGUGCUCUUUUCAUGUUGUGAACAGGCCUCCGGAAUGGAUCCCGUUCGCAACCAGAGGUACCACUGUAUCUGGUUUUCAGCAUCGUGAUAUAUCACCCGCUAAACAUCACCAUACACCAAUGCAUCACAAUGUCUGAAAUAAAGAUGGAGCCAUGUGGAUGCAUUGGAUGGUUUCAUGGUUUUCCCGCGUCAUAAUUUUUGCAUAGCGCACACACAUAAUGAUUUGUGAUGUCAAAAAUUAUGAAACCAGUAUCGCAAUAUGGACUUGGAACUGGUUUUGGAUGAUAUCUCGAUAUAUCGCCCAGCCCUAGCCAGAACCAAUAACUGGCAGACCCAGGUAAUUCUAAUGUUGCCCCCGUCCUCAUCCUCCCAAGUGAGUUCUGCAAGGGCAGCACUGAAAUGAUGGGGGAAACUGGUAGGCAGUGGUUGUGGUGGGGUGAGUGGUGGUGGUCCUGGCCAAGGGCAGACUAAGGUUGGUGGAAAUGCAAUUCACUCUAAUGGACCCACCCCACAUGGUAUAGGUACAAAUUUAUGAUUUACAUGUCACAGAAAGCAAGCCAACUAAUUUCCAACCCAAAUCACUCCUGAUACAGCCUUCUCUUUCAUUUUCACUCCAGCCCUGAUCGUCCAGACUUCAAUUAAGGCUGCCUCCGGCAGUGCCCCUGUUUCCUAGUUCUUUCUUCCUGUUUCCAUACGUGCUGCUGCCGAGUGUGGCUGACUAACACUUUCCCCUUGUCUGCUCUUCUUACAGGAUGACUUGGAGCUUGGGGACUUGAUUGAAAUAUUCCGCUUUGGAUACCAGCACUGGGCCAUCUACGUGGGGAACGGCUUUGUGAUUCACCUGGCUCCACCCUGUAAGGAAUCGUAAGAUUAAGAUGGCCAAGUGACCGGGCGGUUCGGUACGGUGGGUGGAAGAGGUGGUCUUCCCCUGUGCAUCUUAAAUGCAGCUUGAUUCCUGCGUUGCAGGGGAUUUUGGAAUAGAUGACUCUUGGGGGUCCCUUCCAUCUUUGCUAGUCAAGGUGCAGUUAAAGGCACUGAAUCAGGGACCAGCAAGAAUGAUGGCAACCCUAGCCUCCAUAGGCCUAGGGGAAGGUUUUCAGUAUUUUAUUUUAUUACAGGGUAUGUUAAUUAAAUAAUAAUAAUAAUAAUAAUAAUAAUAAUAAUAAUUUUUUAUUAUUUAUACCCCGCCCAUCUGGCUGGGUUUCCCCAGCCACUCUGGGCAGCUCCCAACAGAAUAUUAGAAACGCGAUAAAACAUCAAACAUUAAAAACUUCCCUAAACAGGGUUGCCUUCGGAUGUCUUCUAAAAGUCAGGUAGUUGUUUAUUUCCUUGACAUAUGAUGGGAGGGCGUUCCACAGGGCGGGCGCCUCUACCAAGGAGGCCCUCUGCCUGGUUGAAAUUGGUGCUGCACCAAAAACUUAUUCUGUGUCCCCACUACUACCUGAACAUUCUCCGUCAACGAAUGACAUAUUCCAUUUGAAAAUGAUCGAAGGGGAGAGAAAAUGCCAGUGAAACCCUAAUGGGUGUGGUACGGAGCUCCAUUUGCAGGCAUCUCAGUUUUGUGGUGGCCCAAGGGAUACAUCUACACCAUAUGUCUUAAAGCACACUGAAUGCCCUUUGGAAGCACAUGGCUUGCCCCUCAGAAUUCAUUUGUUAAGGGCUCUGUGAAGCGUUAACUACAGUUCCCAGGAUUCUUUGGGGGGAAGGAAUCUGUGUGCUUUAAAUGCAUGAGCAUUGAAGGGACAGGGGUAAAAGGUUUUUGUAGCCAGCUUUCCCCCAUCUCGGCCUCUCUCUCUCCCCCCCCCCCAAAGCUGAAUAUGCAGGAGCAGGCUGUGCUAGCAUCAUGUCCACCCUAACUGACAAGGCGCUGGUGAAGAAGGAGCUGCUACGGGAGGUGGCAGGGAAGCACCGCUACCGGGUGAAUAACAAGCACGACACAAAGUUCCCGCCACUGCCCAGGACCAAGAUCGUCCAGCGGGCCGAGGAGAUGGUGGGCCAAGAGCUGCAGUAUAAAGUCACCAGCGAAAAUUGCGAACACUUCGUCACCGAGCUGCGCUAUGGUGUGCCCAGGAGUGAUCAGGUACUAUUCUUAUUGUUUAUUUACUCAAUGGCAUUUGCACCCUGCUCUCAGAGUGGCUUGCAAAAAAAGGGAAAAAAAAAGAAAAAGCAGAUCUAAGAUCCCUGCUCACGGUCUUCAAAAAAAGUUGGAGAUUUGCAAUUGAAUAAAUUAAUCACAUGCUCUAAGAUGAAACAUUGUGUUUAAGCUAGCAGAGAACAACAACAGUUCUUCUAAACUCAGUCAGAGCUCAGAGAGAGCUACAAUGGAAAUUUCCAAUGUUAAACCCUUUCCGCAAUACAGGCAUUCUCCAUUUCAGUGUGCAAUUAAACAUUUAUACUUAACAUCCUUCUGGUGGUCUUUGCUGACUUGGCUCCCCCUUUGAUCCUGCAGGUUCGAGAUGCCCUGGUGGGGGUUAGCAUCGCAGGGCUGGGCUUGGCCGCCCUGGGACUCUUUGGUGCUGCCGUGGUCAAGAGGAAGAAACAACAGAACCAAUAA